UGUAUCUAUCGUCACCAACUUAUCGCAUAGUUGGCAAGGGAAAAGUGCACAACACUUCGGGUGAAUUACUUCACCAUAAUCCCCUCCCUGUGGGAUAUAUGAAAGUUUCGGUUGACCUUGUAUUAGAUACGGACGCGCUUCUACCAUUACCUGACGUUGUUUCAGAGACAACGUUGAUGCGAGAUGCAGUCGGAUCCUUUGUUGGAUGGCCGUCAGAUCUAAUUUUCCCAGAUGCCGAGACUCCUACAAGACCCACACAUAAAGCUGGUAAAGGGAUUUCAAGACGCAUCGAGUCGGUUGCAUCUCAAAAAGAGGUUCCCAGUCGAAUGUUGAAAAAAGCUGGUAAGGAUAUUCCAACGAAGUCCGGGACAAAAACAAAUCCUAAAUCUCAAAAAGAGGUUCCCGGUCAAAUGUUGGACAAAGCUAGUAAGGAAAUUCCAACGACGUCCGGGACAAAAUCUCAAAUUAUGAUGCGUCUUGAGAAAAUGGUGGAAGAGUCAGAUAUUAUGCACGACGCCAUCCGUAGUGUAGAUAUGGAUGAAGGUGUUUUCGGAAUUGCUCAUUCCGAAUUAAUUGCAAAGGAGGACAUGCAACAACUUUUUGAACACGAAGAAUUGGGCAUCGCUGUCAUUCAUACAUACAUAUGGUACUCCGAUCAAUCUAUUAUUUACUUAGUUGAACAAUUUAUUUACACAUUUCAAUGAGUAGUCUAAUGUUUAUUAUGUUUCUAUUUAAGGUAUAUGUAUGACACAUUGAUGCGGGGAACUGAAUUGUGUGACCGAUUCAAUUUUAUUGCUGCUUCCCGUAUCAACACAACGUUUAUAACGAAAAAUCCAACAUCCGUAAUGAAUGAACUAGUCGAUAGAUUCAUGGUGGCCGGCGAUAAUACUACACCCAGUUUGUAUUUUUUACCGUUUAAUUCUGGCAACGGGUUAAAUUUUCUUUCUAAUAAUUUCAUUCUAAUCUAUGUAUAUCUUUUACGUAGA
Messenger RNA from Lathyrus oleraceus (garden pea), 986 nucleotides. RefSeq lists its product as uncharacterized. The transcript has 4 exons. The record is from RefSeq and is a predicted model, not a curated record. The coding region runs from base 99 to 704 and encodes 201 amino acids. NCBI's taxonomy places the organism in Eukaryota, Viridiplantae, Streptophyta, Magnoliopsida, Fabales, Fabaceae.